CCGGGCCGGCGGCGGCCUCCCUCCGCGGGUCCACCCAUGGCCGGGCAGUUCGACGCCGAAGACCAGGCGAGCUGGUACUGGGGGCGGCUGAGCCGCGCCGAGGCGGUGGGCCUCCUGCAGGGGCAGCGCCACGGCACCUUCCUGGUGCGCGACUCGGGCACCAUCCCCGGCGACUUCGUCCUCUCCGUCUCCGAGAGCUCGCGCGUCUCCCACUACAUCGUCAACAGCGGCGGCGGAGGAGGAGGCGGAGGCGGCGGCGGCGGCCCGGGGCUGAAUCCUUCUAGAUUCCGGAUAGGUGAUCAAGAGUUUGACUCACUACCAGCCUUACUGGAGUUCUACAAAAUACACUACUUGGACACUACAACCUUGAUAGAACCUGUACCAAAGUCUAAGCAUAACAGUGAUGUGGUAUUGAGGCAGGAAGAAGCAGAGUACGUGCGUGCCCUUUUUGACUUUAAUGGCAAUGAUGACGAAGACCUUCCAUUUAAAAAAGGAGACAUACUGAGAAUCUGGGAGAAGCCCGAAGAGCAGUGGUGGAACGCAGAAGACAGUGAAGGGAAGCGGGGGAUGAUACCUGUUCCAUACGUUGAGAGGUAUAGACCAGCCUCUACUUCGGUAUCUGCUCCAAUUGGAGGUAACCCGGAUAGUUUCCACCCACAGCCAUUGGGUGGGCCGGAGCCAGGUCCCUAUGCCCAGCCCAGCAUCAACACUCCGCUCCCCAACCUCCAGAAUGGGCCAAUUUUUGCCCGGGUUAUCCAGAAGCGGGUCCCUAAUGCCUACGACAAGACGGCCUUGGCUUUGGAGGUUGGAGAGCUAGUAAAAGUCACAAAGAUUAACAUGAGCGGCCAGUGGGAAGGAGAGUGCAGCGGCCGGCGAGGUCACUUCCCGUUCACCCACGUCCGGCUGCUCGAUCAACAGAACCCAGAGGAGGAUUUCAGCUGAGUGUGGCUCAAACUGCUCUGCUUACGGAUGGGAAUA
Molecule: messenger RNA, 978 nt
Organism: Euleptes europaea (tarantolino)
Lineage: Eukaryota; Metazoa; Chordata; Lepidosauria; Squamata; Sphaerodactylidae
Gene: CRK
Product: CRK proto-oncogene, adaptor protein
Exons: 3
Coding region: 37-942 (301 amino acids)
Molecular function (GO): protein binding
Source: RefSeq, a predicted model, not a curated record